Anopheles funestus (African malaria mosquito) is the source of this 602-nucleotide messenger RNA. RefSeq lists its product as uncharacterized. The record is from RefSeq and is a predicted model, not a curated record. The coding region runs from base 181 to 519 and encodes 112 amino acids. The transcript is spliced from 9 exons. NCBI's taxonomy places the organism in Eukaryota, Metazoa, Arthropoda, Insecta, Diptera, Culicidae.
AUUUGCGAAUGAAUAUAAUAUAAUUGUUCUCUUUUUUGUUACAGAUUUCUCCAAUUGGUCGUUAUCACAGAAGACAACUGAAGACUUGCUCGUUUGUCUACUAUAUGCAGAUUCUUCCCUCCUUUGGCAUGGAUUAUUUCCGUAUUAGUACGCAUUCGGUAUUCAUCAUCACAUGAAAAGAUGAAUGGACACAAGGUACAACAUGAAAAAAAAAGACAUGAACUAAAGGUACACUGCAUGGAUGAUUGCGAUAAGAUACACAAACAAACAACAAUUAAGGUACACUGCAUGGAUGAUUGCGAUAAGAUACACAAACAAACAACAAUUAAGGUACACUGCGUGGAUGAUUGUGAAAUCGCGCACAACAAACAACAGCUAAGAUUCACUGCGUUGAAAAUCAUAGGAUGGCUAAAGUGCAGUCUGAAAGGAACUAUUCAAAUGCGUCCCAAGCCAUGUGUGUCGUAUAUCGAUGAGUUUGAUUUCUUAUAUAUUGCAGAUUAUUUGUGUACCGUAUUAUAACAGGGUAAGUGUUCUGUGAUUUACUCCAAGCAAAGUCUAUGAAAAGAAAUAUGAUUAAAAAUUCGUCACAAACGCAAAAAAAA